Molecule: messenger RNA, 5589 nt
Organism: Dicentrarchus labrax (European seabass)
Lineage: Eukaryota; Metazoa; Chordata; Actinopteri; Moronidae
Gene: cc2d2a
Product: coiled-coil and C2 domain containing 2A
Exons: 39
Coding region: 520-5415 (1631 amino acids)
Biological process (GO): protein localization to ciliary transition zone; non-motile cilium assembly
Cellular component (GO): ciliary transition zone
Source: RefSeq, a predicted model, not a curated record
GUAGUUUAUGUCGUUACUAGGCAGCGAUAACGGUGCUCGUUUGCUGAGUAUUGAGAGAAACACUUUUUGCUCGGAAGAUUACAAAGUUGGGCCCAAGUGAUACGAGCGCAGGAAUACAUACAUUGUAGUAAGUCAGCCGGCUAUAAUACAAACUAGACCGCAACAACAGUGGUCAUAGUCAGGUUGCUUUCUGCAUUAACGAGCUACUGUAAAGAAAACUAUCAUCGCCACCUCUCCAUGGCCUCCUCAAGUGACAUUCGAGAAAAACUGCGAAAAAAGCGUCGUGCUUUGCAGGAAACACUGAUAAACACGGUAUCUCGUCGCUGUGCCUGUGGACUGGCGGUAGCCCUGUAGGGUUCAUCCAGCACAGACUGAACAUUGAACAACCUCCCUGACAAGACCCAACAUGACUCGAAGGGUUGGCUCACACUCAGAAACACACAGGGACACAGAUAAAAGAGCUGCUAACACUUUAGUAAAUCUAACUAUACUCGACAGGCUCUGGUUCCUUCUACCAAAAUGAGUAAGGGGAAACUACAAACUGCAAUGAAGGAAUCUCAAAGCAGUGAAGAAGACCCAGGAGAGACACUGAAACGCACAUUAAAGGAUCAGAGACAGAGGCGGAAGAAAAGGCUGUUUGAACAGGAGACCCAUGAUGAUGAUGAUGAUGAUGAUGAUGUGGAGGAGAUCUCCACCGUUCAGCACCACAGUGAAGACGAGGGAUCAGCUGAGAAGGCAGCAGACCCUGUAGUUUUGUCAAGACCUCAGACUAGUUCUCUGAGAGGUCUGUCCUCGAGAAUUCAGCAUACCUCUGGCUCUCAGCAUUUAGACGACUUUGUCACACGGCGCUUGGAAGAGAAACUGAGAGCAGCCAGAUCUAAAGGUGAGAGCCUUCAGCAGCAGGAGGCCUCUCUCGAGUCAGCCAGUCGCCUACAGAGCCUCCGAGACAGAGACACUGUAACAAGGUUUGACCGAGAGGUUGAUCCAGACAGAGCCGGAAGACAUGAUGUCCCUCUGGCCCUCAGCACCAGGGUCAAGUUCAGAGAAGCAGCAAGACGAGCAGGAAAAGGCCUACCAACUGCAGAGGAGGCAUACAAUUUCUUCACAUUCAACUUUGAACCAGAACCACAAGAUGAGAGUGAGAAGAUUAGCAGGAAAAGACAAAAAAAGAAAAAAGCAGCUGAGGAAGACAGAGAUGAAGAAGGAGGAGAAGGUGUUGAAGAGCAGGAAGAUGCUGAAGUACAUGAAGAUAAUCAGGAUGAAAAUGAAGACCAGAGUGAAGAAGCUCCUCUAGUGCGUGAUGAAGAGGAGGAUUUGUUUGUCAUUGAACAAUCGUCCCAGGACUUCCUCGAAGUGAAGAAAGCUGAGUAUAUUGGGUACAGAAAACGUGUUCAGCAAGAAAGUGAGCUCCUCUUCACGCCAAGUUUUCGAACAGUUCCAACCUCUAUUAAACUGCCUGAAAACAUGAAGCCUCGUUAUCUGGAGGACGAGGGUCUGUAUGUAGGGGAGAGGCCACCUAUAUCACUGACCAAUGAGAACAUUCUGGAGAACCGCAUUUUGAAGAUGGAGGAGGGAAAGAAGUGGUUUGGAGAUGACGGCAGGAUCAUGGCUCUGCCUGACCCCAUAAAGGAGUCAUCCACUAGGCCCCCACUCUUCCACAUGGAGGAGGACCUGGACGCUGCACUGCAGACUGUGUACAGGAAGGCGCUGAAGUCCAAGUAUGCAAAUCUGUAUAUCGCUGGUGCAGCGGACCCUGAGGGAGACUACCAGCUUGAUGUCGAUGUCUCUGGGCUGAUCUUCUCCCAUCACCCACUCUUUAGUCGCGAACAUGUCCUGGGGGCCCGUCUAGCUCAGCUGUAUGAUCAGCACCUCACCAGGCAGCACAAUAAUCUUACAGGACACCUUACUGACAAGUUGAAUGGAUUGAGGAGUGCACUGCGGAAUAUGCUUGACAUCCAUAGCGGGCAAAGCCUCACCCAAGCCAUGCAACAGAGGAUAUCUGAGUACAGUUUGGAGGUUCGGAACACUCGACAGCUGCGAGACAGUGAGCAGGAGAAAGACAGGACUCUGCUGAAGAACAUAGUUAAAGUGUGGAAGGAGAUCAAGGCCCUGAGAGACUUUCAGAAGUUUACCAACACACCCUAUAAACUCUACCUGAGAAGAGAGAAUGUGGACCGGUCGUCAGAUGAGCGAGAGUACGAGGAUGAAAUCUUGGCAGAGGUUGUGGAAUUGGAGGCAGAGAGCGAGGAGGACUACCAGAGAAAGUUUGCAGAGUACAAGAAACAGCUGGAGGAGUGGAAGCUCUGGAGAAGGAAACAGAAAACCAAGAAGAAGAAGAGAAAAAAGAAGAAGAAAGGCCAGGCACAGGAUGACACUGAAGAAGAAGAUGAAGACCAGGAGGGGAGCGAAUCAGAAGGACCCGUUGAAGAAGGCCCCCCAAAGCCAGAGCCUCCAGAGAAGCCAGAUUUUGAUUCUAUAGAGCAGCAGGUCAGAGAGAAAGCCUCGAGGAUACGCAGGAAACCAGGAGAGGCCAUCUUGAUUCCUGAGCUGUCUGCAUCCGGAAACAUCACCGCCAGUGAACUCUGCCCCAGGGCUGAAAUAGCUCGAAGAGAGGACGUUUCAAGGCGUUCUCUUUUCAUCAAGAUCCUAUACAAUGACAAAGAAGUUUCACGAACGGACAGCCGCUCCCUGAACACUGAUUUCAGAGUGCACUUUGGCCAGAUUUUCAAUCUCAAGAUAGUUAACUGUCCACAGAGCAUCAAUUUACAGGUGUUUGAGGAGAUUGGCUCAUCAUGCUCCCUCCUGGCUCAAGUGUUUGUUCCAGUGCCAGAGCCCUCAGUCGUGAUGGGCAACAUCCCUCUGGAGGAAUUUGAGUUCAGCAGCAAUCAGAGAGUGAUGUUUGACCACGAGGGCGUAGGAAGUGACGUGCCUCUCUCCUUCGAGGCGGAUGGAAGUAACAAACAGACCCUGUUGACCUCUGGGAAGCUGUCGUGCUGUGUUUCUUGGGGGAUUGGGGAGGAUGAUGUACCACUCGCCCCUCCUGUGUCUCAACAACCUGUCGGCAUACACAGUGGCUUGGGUCGUCUUGAUGCUGUCACAUACAUUGGGGCAUCUGGACUAUAUGACAUGAAAAAAAUUGGAGAGUGGGCGACACAGUCACGACUAGACCCCAACGAUCCAAAAAAUGCCUCCAUCAUGCAGCUGCUAAAAGUGGCCAGUAGUGGAGAGGUAACGGCUCCAGAGUACUUCCGUCUAGAACAGCUGCAAGAGGAGUUCAACUUUGUGACUGAUGAAGAGUUGGAGAGGUCCAAAAGAUUUCGCCUGCUCAGGCUCAGGAACCAGGAAGUUGCAGAGUUUCGAAAUUACAAAGGUGUUCCUGCUCUGGAGAGGGAGGUCACUGAUAAGGUGUUCCAGGACUAUGAGAAGAGGCUGAAAGAAGGAGAGAUAAUUGACACUAAAGAACAUCUGGAUUCACACCGAGCCUUAGUAGCCAAAUACCUUCAGAAGAUCCGAGAAUCAGUCAUCAACAGAUUUAUCCUCGCCAAGCAUCACUACCUUCUGUCCGACUUGGUGGUAGAGGAGGAGAUACCAAGCAUCGGGAUUCUGGGAAUAAACCUUUUCAAGCUGGCUGAACCCAAGCGGCCGCUGAAGCCUCAGAGGAAAGAGAGAAAGAAGGUGACGGCUCAGAAUCUGUCUGACGGAGACAUUAAGCUGCUGAUCAACAUAAUCCGGGCCUUUGAGGUCCCCGUUCGCAGGCCGCAGACUAAUAAACCAGGACAGUCAUCUCAGAGUGCCAUCCAGGGCAGUGACUGGCUCCUCGGCCAGGUACAAGUGAGGCCCUUUGUGGAGGUUUCCUUCCAACGCACAGUGCUUCAAACAACCACAGCUGACGGACCAAACCCCUGCUGGAACGAGGAGCUGCAACUACCAUUUAGUGCCCCAAAUGGUGACUACAGUGCUGCUAGCUUGCAAUCAGUCAAAGAUGAAGUCUUCAUCAACAUAUUUGACGAGGUGGUUUAUGAAACUGGAGUGACUGACAAAGACAAAGGGAAAUCAGUACACACCCGAGUAGAGAAGCACUGGUUGGGCUCUGUCAAGAUUCCUUUCAGCACCAUUUAUUCUCAGUCACGGAUUGAUGGAACAUUCAAGGUGAAUACACCAGCGGUGUUGCUGGGGUACAGCAAGGAGCUUAGCCACGGCACUAAUGGUGGUUAUGAUACUUUGCGGAGUCUGAGUGAGGGAGUAUUUAUCACACUCUUCAUCACCAUUGAUCCGCAGCUGGUGCCUGGAGAGUCUAUUAGGGAAAAGAUAAAGGAAUUGAAGUUUGACAGCCAGGAGGAUGAGCAUUUGCUGCAGGCUUCAGAGAGAUUUGAAAGGGAUGCCGCACAGGCUUACCCGGACCGACCCUGCAUUACCACAAUCAUAGACCUCAACGGGAAGACGGUCUUCAUCACACGUUACAUUCGACCACUCAACCCCCCACAGGAGUUGCUGGAUGCAUUCCCCAAUAACCCCCAGGAGACCACGGCCCUGGUUGCCCGAUUCGUCUCGCUCAUCCCUUCUCUGCCUGACAGAGUUUCCUUUUCUGGUGCCUGUGACCUGUGGAGCACCUGUGAUCAAUUCCUCACCCUCCUGGCAGGAGAUGAAGAAGAACAUGCUGUACUGUUGUGUAACUACUUCCUAUCUAUGGGAAAGAAAGCCUGGCUUAUAAUUGGAACUGCUAUACCAGAGGGACCAACAGCGUAUGUCUUGACUUGUGAGCAGAACCAUAACUACCUUAUCUGGAAUCCCAGCAGUGGUCAGUGCUAUGGACAGCACGAGACCUUCUGCCCACUGCAAACAGUUGGUUCCCUGGUCAAUGCUGACAAUGUGUGGUUCAACAUCCAAGAAUAUACGUCCCCAAUGACGAUGAGUUUUGACGUCACAAAAACCAAUUUGUGGAAGCCGUUUUUCUCCCGAACCUUCUCUCACCCUGGGCUGUCAAGUGUGCAACCGGACGAGCUGGUAUAUCGGCGCACAGAUAAAGCAGCUGCAGCUGAGCUUCAGGACAGAAUUGAGAAGAUCCUGAAGGAGAAGAUCAUGGAGUGGCGCCCUCGUCACCCAACCCGCUGGAACCGCUACUGCACCACCACCCUGAAACAAUUCCUGCCCAAACUGGAGCUGAGCGGGGGGCGGGACAUGGCUGAGGGGCACCGCCACGAAUUGCAGAGCCUGCUGGGAGACAACAGGAUUUCAGGAUUCCCGCUGCACAUGCCCUUCUCUGAGAUCCGGCCCAUCAUAGAGGCAGUGUACAGCACCGGAGUUCACCAUGUUCAGGCGUCAAAUGUGGAGUUUGCACUGGCCGUGUAUGUGCACCCCUACCCUAAUAAUGUCCUGUCUGUGUGGGUGUACCUGGCCUCACUUGUGCGCACAUAAUACAGUCUCACAGUGUAUCAUUGCUUUUUAUAAAUGAGCUUUAGCUUUAUUUAAGCUUAUUUAUGUAAUUACUCACACAUUUUGUACCCUUCUGUAUAUAGUUUAUAUCAGGUUAACCUUGAUAAACAGCUACCAGUUUGAUAUAUGUACAUUAAAUCCAAUACAGUGCAAUAA